ACGAGGCACAUUCAGCAACUGUCUAGCAUAGCGUGAAGCCCCGCCCCGCAACAGUCGUUUGUGAGCACUGAACAGGUACUCUGCGCCGGGCUCAAACCAACCACAGCACCAAAAGAGAAAGAAAAAGAAAAAAAAAAGGAGAAAAAAAGAAAGAGAAAAAGACAGAACAGAGGAAAUGGAAAGAUCCGCUCGCGGCAAAGCCUAUCAGGGACAUGGGUUUGCUGCUAAACUCCGCUCCAUAGCGCGGCCCGGCGAAAGUAGGAACGGCAUUAGGCGCUCUCUCCGUGUGAAUACCGGACUUUCGCCGUGGGCGACCGCGGGCCCUAUGCGCGUUCCUCGCGACUGGCGUGCGCGGCUGCAUAGGAUGGGGCCGCUCGGUCAUUCGUGGUGUGCGGGGGUGGGGGUCUGGCACUGGAAACGAGCCACCCGGCUCGGCCCGGGGCCGUUUAGUUUUCCUGUGAAAAGAGAAGAACGGCGAGCGAAAACCGAAUUUUUUGCCGAUGUUGAAAUGACACAAAAGCAGCUUUCAAUAUCAUGCUGUUUACAGCCUUUUAGCCCCGGCCAGCUGCUGACUAAGGGGCCAAUGUUUUUCUGGCUAGGGGCCCUGCUGCAUACAUCGCCCCAACCAGAUCCGCAUCCACCGGCCCGGCUGCCCCACACCCGGGAACUUGCGGGCGUGCGUGGCAGCGCACCCAUCUGCACUCCGCACGCGAAAGCAAUCCCCGGGGCCACCUAUAGAAAGUCUGGGGUAAGUCCUUUUUCUGGCGGUUUCUAGGAAUAUUUCCAUCUCCGAAAAAAGAACCACCUUUCCCAAUUGAACCAAAAAAGCAUCUUUCACACAUUCACCCAAAUCCAUUCUCAUCACACAGCCAUAUCUAACAAUGUCGCAAUCCGUCUCCGAGCAAAUGAAGGUGGAAACCGAUAUCAUCACCUUGACCCGCUUCAUUCUUGAAGAACAGCAGAAAUACGCUCAGGGGGCCACCG
Molecule: messenger RNA, 984 nt
Organism: Metschnikowia bicuspidata var. bicuspidata NRRL YB-4993
Lineage: Eukaryota; Fungi; Ascomycota; Pichiomycetes; Serinales; Metschnikowiaceae
Exons: 1
Coding region: 176-775 (199 amino acids)
Source: RefSeq, a predicted model, not a curated record